Messenger RNA from Orycteropus afer afer, 819 nucleotides. RefSeq names its product zinc finger protein 688 (gene ZNF688). Bases 1 to 819 code for a protein of 272 amino acids. The transcript has 3 exons. The record is from RefSeq and is a predicted model, not a curated record. Gene Ontology annotation, biological process: regulation of DNA-templated transcription. Lineage: Eukaryota; Metazoa; Chordata; Mammalia; Tubulidentata; Orycteropodidae.
AUGGCACCGCCUCCGGCCUCGCUCCUGGCGCCGAGACCCGGCGAGACUGUGCCUGGUUACAAGAAGCCGAGGGCCGUGCGGUUCGCGGACGUGGCCGUGUACUUCUCCCCGGAAGAGUGGGCGUGUCUGCGGCCCGCACAGAGAGCCUUGUACCGGGACGUGAUGCGGGAGACGUACGGCCACCUGGGCGUGCUCGGAUUCCCGGGCCCCAAACCAGCCCUCAUCUCUUGGAUGGAACAGGAGAGUGAGGCUUGGAGCCCCGCCGCCCAGGAUCCUGAGGAGAGGGAAAACCUGGGAGGAGCUCCAAGAGGAGCUGCCCCAAACAAGAAGAAGGAAGGGUCAGAAGCUGAGGGGUCCAGAGAAACUCCUGGGAAAGAGCUACCUGCAAAGCUGAUAAAGGACAACUCUGACUCAACUACCAACAGAGCCUUGGUGAGGGCACAGCUGCCCCUUAAAGCUGCCUGGGACCAGACCACCAGUGUGCAGACCUCGGCCCCAGCGCCCAGUGUGGACGCUCAGGCCAGCCAGCGGCGCCACGUGUGCGCAGACUGUGGCCGCCGCUUCACAUACCCCUCGCUGCUGGUCAGCCACCGGCGCAUGCAUUCGGGUGAGCGGCCCUUCCCCUGCCCCGAGUGCGGCAUGCGCUUCAAGAGGAAGUUCGCGGUGGAAGCGCAUCAGUGGAUCCAUCGCUCUUGCUCCGGGGGGCGGCGGGGCAGGAGGCCUGGGAUCCGGGCUGUGCCUCGGGCCCCGGUCCGAGGGGACCGCGACCCACCUGUGCUCUUCCGGCACUACCCAGACAUCUUUGAAGAGUGUGGGUGA